Messenger RNA from Caenorhabditis bovis, 477 nucleotides. The record is from the annotation of a GenBank genome assembly. NCBI's taxonomy places the organism in Eukaryota, Metazoa, Nematoda, Chromadorea, Rhabditida, Rhabditidae.
AUGUCGUCGGGCAAGGAUUUCAUGGCGUCGGCGAUUGUCGAGGCGUGCCGCGGUGUCGAGGCCGGCGACGGCGGACCAUUCGGCGCUGUCAUCGUCAACAAGAACAAUGAGGUGGUGGCGACCGGUCAUAAUAUGGUGCUCGCCACCAACGAUCCGACCAUGCACGCCGAGAUGACCGCAAUUCGAAACGCCUGCAAGAAGCUUGGCACUUUUGAUCUCAACGGUCACACGCUCUACACGUCGUGCUAUCCGUGCCCAAUGUGCAUGGGCGCGUGCCUCUGGGCGAGAUUAGACGCCAUCUACUAUGGUGCAACAGCUGAGCAGGCGGCCGAGAUCGGAUUCGACGACAAGGCGUUUCACGACUUUCUCAAAAAUCCCAAAUCCGGCGCGAUUCGAAAACUUGAACAUCUUCCCGCCGACAAUUACCUGCUGCCGUUCCAAAUGUGGUCGAACAAGCCCGACAAAACCGCCUACUAA